Cercospora beticola is the source of this 2038-nucleotide messenger RNA. RefSeq names its product diacylglycerol O-acyltransferase (gene DGA1). Gene Ontology annotation, cellular component: endoplasmic reticulum membrane. Gene Ontology annotation, molecular function: diacylglycerol O-acyltransferase activity. The record is from RefSeq and is a predicted model, not a curated record. NCBI's taxonomy places the organism in Eukaryota, Fungi, Ascomycota, Dothideomycetes, Mycosphaerellales, Mycosphaerellaceae. Gene Ontology annotation, biological process: triglyceride biosynthetic process.
AAGCUGGGUGCGAGCUGUAGAGACAUAUCUUUUGCGCCCUCUCCGCCAUUGUCGUGUCCCUCUCCGUUCGUCGUCGCGCUGCUCUUGGAUCCGCAGCAAUUCGAGACCCCUGUCCGCUCGCGUCACUGAUCGUCGGCAAGCACGACCAUGGCGCUCAAUCCAGAGCCUGCCUCUCCCGCGACACGCGAAAAUCAGCAACUGCCUCCCAAAAGUUACGCUGAAGCUGUUGAAGAGGAUCCCAUCGACGCCCAAGAUCCCGUGAUCGACGAGAGCAUUAUCAAAGAGACGCCGCCGCGUCCCGCGCACAUCAGAAACGGUUCCGGCGAGCCUCGAGCUCUCGGCGAAGUCAUCGACGAGGCCACAUCAUCCCCUGGAAGUCCUACAUUACGGCAUCCCAAAGGCAGACUCGAGUCGAAAGCGAGUCGCGAGAGCUACGCGAGUGCUGUCAAGGAGCGUUCGCCAACACCAAACGGACUACCCAAUGGUGACGGCUACGGAAAUCCCGUGAAGGAGACGAUCAGGAACGAGCUGAAGACAAACGGUGGCAGCAACGGCAACAGCGAGACAUUUCACGGAGUAGGCGAGGACGAGGCUCCUCGAUCACCAGUCAGGCGGACACACAAGCGUCGCUCUUCGCGCACGCUCAACGGCGAAACAAGUCGACCCACCUCAUCCGAUUCGCAAAUCGAUAUGGGGAGCGAACAACAGCAGCCAAAUGGCAACACGCUUGCGCCGUCUCCCGCAAUCGACCUCAUUCGUAAUAAGAGCGGUGAAAAUCUGACUUCGGUGAAGCGCAACGACGAUGACUUUUUGAGCUUGCAACAAAUCGAGGACAAACCUAAGCCUAUUCGUCAGCUACGGCGAGACAGCGAGCUCACGAGUGGACGUCGUGCAGGUGAGGGGUGGGGGAGGAGUGCGAUUCGAUGGGCACCGCUGAACGUGCCGGUCCAGCGUAGACUGCAGACCGCCAUGGUACUCCUGCACACGCUCUCCAUUGUGGGCUCCCUCGCUUUCUUUUUAUUCCUAUGCGGCAUUCCUCUCCUUUGGCCGAUCCUGGUGCCUUAUCUCGUCUAUGUCCUCUUCUCGCAGGUCUCGAUCGAUGGCAGUCUGGCGCUUCGCUCCGAAUUCUGGCGUCGAAGUAAGGUCUGGUCGCUGUUUGCCUCCUACUUUCCAGCGCGGCUACACCGGAGCGAGAAGCUGGAACCGACAAGGAAGUAUGUCUUUGGAUACCAUCCACACGGUAUCAUUAGUCACGGCGCAUUUGCCGCCUUUGCGACCGAAGCGCUCGGCUUCGGCCAGCUCUUCCCUGGCAUUACUAACACAUUGCUCACGCUCGACUCCAACUUCAGGAUACCGCUCUACCGCGAGUAUGCACUUCGCAUGGGUCUCGCCUCCGUCAGCCGCGAAAGCUGUGAAAACAUUCUUUCCAGAGGCGGGCCGAAUAAAGAAGGCAUGGGUCGUGCUGUGACUAUCGUUGUUGGAGGUGCACGCGAAUCCUUGGAUGCGAAACCCUACACCAUGCGUCUGGUAUUGAGAAAGCGUAAGGGCUUUGUCAAACUUGCUGUCAGGUGUGGUGCGGAUCUUGUUCCUACUCUGGCAUUUGGCGAGAACGAUAUCUAUGACCAAUUCGACUCGGACAAACACCCUUGGAUUCACAAAACUCAGCUGUUUGUCAAGAAGUUGAUGGGCUUCACUGUACCUCUCUUCCACGCGCGUGGCGUGUUCAACUACGACGUUGGGAUGAUGCCCUAUCGACGACCCAUCAAUAUCGUGGUUGGCCGGCCAAUCCAGACAAUACAAAGCAAGACGCCCGAUCCUGCUUAUGUCGAUGAACUGCACACAAAGUACGUCGAGGAGCUGCAGAGAAUAUGGGACGAUUGGAAAGACACUUUUGCCAGAGAUCGCAAAGGCGAAUUGGAAAUCGUGGAAUGAACAUAAGUCACAUUCAAUAUGUCUUUAGUAACGGCCGCGUCGCAGAACGGCUGGCUUUUUGUGUUCAUAGUGUAUCAGGAGAGCAUAGCGGCAGCACAGCGUACGC